AUGGAAGACCACGAGAACGAGCUUCCCAACGGUCACCAGCCAUCGACUGAUCUAUCGGAGUACACUGCCCUCAAUCGCUUUAUCGCCACUACGACCACCGCCAGUCAUGCCGCACCGUCAGUAACCGACAAGGAUUCUGACGACCCCACUUCGCACCCACCCCGGCGGAAAUUCUGGCGGCAGUCUCACGACAGCACAGACGAGAAGGGUGGUGGGCCCUUCCAGACUCCCUCGGAGUCGCUGGACACUGUUAUCUCGUCGGGUCUCCCGGAAGCCGAGGUUGACGGACGGCGGAAGAAGUGCGGAUGGAAUGAACUGGCCAGUGAAAGCCCCAACAAGCUGCUUCAGUUCAUCGCAUAUUUCCGGGGUCCGAUACUGUAUGUGAAGGAGCUCGCCCUGUUCCUCGUGGCUGGCCUGCGCGACUGGAUCGAUUUUGGCGUGAUUAUUGGAAUUCUCCUGUUGAACGCGAUCGUUGGAUGGUACCAGGAGAAACAAGCCGCGGAUGUGGUCGCCAGCCUAAAGGGCAACCUCGCCAUGAAGGCAAUUGUGGUGCGAGAUGGGGAGGAAAAGGAGAUCUUGGCUCGUGAGGUCGUCGUGGGGGACAUUCUCAUUCUGGAGAAAGGCAAUGUCAUCCCUGCGGAAGCACAAUUGAUCUGUGACUAUACGAUUGUUGCCGCGGACCAGUGUGCGAUUACUGGUGAAUCCCUCGCUGUCGACAAAUUCAUGGGGGAUGUCUGUUAUUACACGGCCAGCUGUGAGAAAGGCAAGGCGUACGCCAUCGUGACUGCCUCGGCGAAAGACACCUUCGUGGGGAGAACCGCAUCGAUCGGCAAAACCGCCAAAGACCAGGGCCACUUCAAGGCCGUGAUGGACUCCAUCGGCACUACCCUGCUGGUACUGGGUAUGUUCUGGAUCCUCGUUGCGUGGAUUGGGGGCUUUUACCGGCACCUGCGCAUCGCCACCCCGGAAAAUGAUGACAACAAUCUCCUGCACUGGACUUUGAUUCUCCUGAUCGUCGGAGUCCCGGUGGGACUGCCCGUGGUGACUACGACUACACUGGCUGUUGGCGCAGCGUUCCUGGCCCACAAGAAGGCCGUGGUGCAGAAGCUGACCGCGAUCGAGUCGCUGGCUGGGGUGGAUGUGCUCUGUACUGAUAAGACCGGUACUCUGCCAGCCAGCAAGCUCUCAGUACGCGAGCCUUAUGUCGCGAGCGGAGUGGAUGUGAAUUGGAUGUUUGCGGUUGCCGCCAUCGCAUCUUCGCACAAUACGCGCAAUCUCGAUCCGAUUGACCGGGUGACCUUGCUUGCGUUGCGCCGAUAUCCCAACGCACGCGAGAUACUGUCUCGUCCGUGGGUUACGGAGGACUUCACCCCAUUCGACCCAGUGUCGAAGUGCAUCACCACCACUUGCACGUGCGAAGGAGUACGGCAUGUUUGUGCAAAAGGGGCGCCGAAGGCGAUCAUCAAGCUUGCGGGCCAUCCCAAGGCCGAAGCCGAGCAACACAAGAACAAGGCCCAGGAGUUUGCGCUCCACGGGUUUCGCUGCUUGGCCGUCGCAGUCAAGGAAGGAGAUAAGGACUGGCAGUUCCUGGGACUCUAUUCUAUAGGGCACUGCAUGAGAAAUUCUUUUUGA
Messenger RNA from Aspergillus uvarum CBS 121591, 1632 nucleotides. RefSeq lists its product as uncharacterized. The transcript has 5 exons. Gene Ontology annotation, cellular component: plasma membrane. The record is from RefSeq and is a predicted model, not a curated record. Gene Ontology annotation, biological process: regulation of intracellular pH; proton transmembrane transport. Gene Ontology annotation, molecular function: ATP binding; ATP hydrolysis activity; P-type proton-exporting transporter activity. Bases 1 to 1632 code for a protein of 543 amino acids. NCBI's taxonomy places the organism in Eukaryota, Fungi, Ascomycota, Eurotiomycetes, Eurotiales, Aspergillaceae.